CGAGUCCCAGAACAGUGGUUAGAAGUAGAACCAGUCGUUAUUGGAAUUCUGUACCGAGUUGGGUUGCAGGUUCUUGAACAACUAAAUUUGGAGAAUGGUAUUGCCACCUUUUCACUAUCAGCAGAAUGACCAUGAACAGAGUAUCAUUUUGGAAAAACCACAUUUGCUAUGAUAUUUUAUCUUCUCUCUUUUUGCUUGCUCAUUACUUUAGAUUUAAAGUUUGAAACUCAAAAGUGAAUUGAAUGCCUUAAAACUCCUCUUACAUUGCUUCCCCUCUUCUUUGUUCAGUUAGAACACAUCAAAGAACAAAAUUAGUUGCGUUAUCUUCAAGGCACCCCUCAUAGCUUCUCAAGGAGUUACUAGCUUCUACAUAUGAAUAUUGCUUAAGAAUUUUCCUCAGAGGCAGUGCCCUGCCGCUUCCCUCUCUCGGUCGAAAAAUAGUAAUUUUCUGGUCAAGGAUGUCAGUUAAUAAGGUUCCAGAUAUAGCUUGGGACCAUUGCACUCUUCUUGGUGGAAAGAAUCGUAAGGUCAAGUGCAACUAUUGCGGCAAAGGGGUGACUGGUACUAAUCGUCUCAAGUAUCACCUCGCAUGUAUACGUGGAGAUGUGAUGCCUUGUGAAAGAGUUCCUUUACAAGUGAAAACACUGAUGGAAACUUCUAUACUUGAAAGGUUGAGACAAAGAUUGACCAGUGAGAUUGGGCCGGAAGACCAAAAUUUUCCAUGGAGCAGGGAUUUACGCAAGUUAUACGAUAAACUUCAAUCAAAGUCUGAGGAAUCCAAAGCCACUAAAUCAACUACUAACAAGAAGGGGAAGGUAGACAUAGAGAAUAAACUCAAGAGGAAGAUGGAAAUUUUUAAUCCUGUUUCUCUCGCUCUACAAGGUUCGGAUGACAAAUGGAGGCAUGCUUGUAGGUCCAUUGGUAGAUUUUUCUUUGAGUCCGGUGUUGAAAUAAGUGCUUCUGAGUCUCCUGCCUUCCAGAGCAUGAUAGAUGCCAUAAUUAGCUGUGGUUUUGGAUUCAAGAGCCCAAGCGCCAGCGAAUUAAGAGGUUGGAUCCUAAAGGAAGAAGUGAGAGAAGUUAAUGAGCGUUUGAAAGAGGUGAGAUGUUCAUGGGCAACGACAGGGUGUAGUGUAUUAUGCGAUACUUGGACCGAUGAAGAGGGACGAACUUUCCUAAACUUUGUUGUUGACUGCCCCAAAGGUGCCAUAUAUCUCAAAUCUAUUGAUGCAUCAGAGUUCAUUGAAGACUCAAACAGUUUAUGUAAUUUAAUUGAGAGAGUCAUUGAGGAGGUUGGAAUUGAAAAUGUGGUACAAGUAGUCGCUAAUAGUGAAUUUGUCCAUAUGAAGGACGCGGGCCGAAAAUUGUUGGAGAAAUAUACGGGUAUCUUUUGGAGCCAAUGUUCAGCACAUUGCAUGAGUCUCAUGUUAGAGGAGAUAGGUAAAAUGAAUGAUGUGAAGGUGCUAUUGGAUGACGCAAAGUCAAUAACAAGGUUUAUUUAUAACAAAGCUCAAGUUUUGAAAAUGACAAGAUUGCAUACGAAAGGGCGGGAAUUGGUUCAACCUGCCAAAACAGGGAUUGUUGGUUGCUUUCUUACGUUGCAAAGUAUUGUCUCCGAGAAAGAGAACCUAAGGAACAUGUUUAAUUCAUCUACAUGGAAGACAUCUAUUUGGGCAUCUCGAACUGAGGGAAUUGAAAUAGCAAAUUUGAUUUGGGAUCUCAAAUUCUGGGAAAGAGCAGAACUGGUUUUAAAGGCUACAGUUCCACUUAUUCAAGUUUUGAACUCGUUAGAUGAUAAACCUUCGAUGGGCUACAUUUAUGAGGCCAUGGAUCAGGCAAAAGAGACUAUGAGAAGGAAUUUUGGAAAUGAUGAAGUGCAAUACCUACCAUUUUGGAAACUUGUAGAUGACAUAUGGAACAAGAAGCUCCAUAGCCCUCUUCAUGCAGCUGGUUAUGUCCUAAACCCGAUAUACUUCUAUUCAGUGGAUUUCUUUAGUGAUGCAGAAGUUUCCAGUGGUCUCAUUGAAUGCAUCGAUCAGAUGAUUAUGGAUCUUCACUUACAAGACAUGGUACUCCAACAGCUUGAGGAAUACAAAGCAGCCAAGGAUGGCUUUGCAGAGGGGAUGGUUAUUAGUCAGAGGAAUGAGUGUCUCCCAGCUGAGUGGUGGUCAUCAUGCGGGGGGCACUGCCCAAACUUGCAAAGAGUUGCAAUUCGUAUACUGAGCCAAACUUGUACAACCUCUAAAUGCAAGCUUGACUGGAGUUUGAUGAGGCAAUUGCAUUCAGGGAAAAGGAACAGAAUAGAACAACAAAGGUUGGCUGACCUGGUCUCUGUUCACUAUAAUCUCCAAUUGAAUAAUAUCAAAUCACCUCUGAGAAGCUACAGACCCACUACAGAAAUGGAGUUAAACCAAAUGAGUGAUUGGCUUGUUGGAUUUCAAGACCAUGGUGAAACUUCAAAUUGGAUGGAUUUGGAGUUUGAGGAAACUGAGGUUGCUGACAAGGCUUGUGACCAAGGGCUUCCGAUCUUUCAACCCAAGGAAGAAUUGGACUUAGAAGAUUAUAAAAACCAGGGGGUGAGCUAGCAAAAGUAUUGACUGGGAACUAACAGAAAACAGGAAGAUCUGCAUUCUAUCUAUGUAAUUACAAUACCCCCCCCCCCCCCCCAAAAAAAAGAAAAAUCUGAACCCGGAUGUACAUUUAGUCUAUGUCCAUUCUUUGUUGCCUUCAUGGCCAAGUCUUGCUGGCUACCAAGAUUUUAUUUGUUAGGUUUCUUAUAUAAUCCGUGAAGACUCGGACUCCACUGAGCCGAGUGCCAGACUUUGGCUCCGGACCCUGGCCGGUCCUGAUCCAAGUGGCUUAAAACACUAAUCCAAAGUAAUCAACCUAAGCAAUUGACUCUCUCUCUCUCUCCACUAUAUUUUCUGCCUAUCUUGCUGUAUAUUCAAAAUUGUAUUGCACUAGAAAAUGAAGAAAGAAUUGUGGUGUGGGGUUCAUGAUUCUACUAAGGCGGAACCAAGGCCUGUUCUGCAA
Molecule: messenger RNA, 3030 nt
Organism: Amborella trichopoda
Lineage: Eukaryota; Viridiplantae; Streptophyta; Magnoliopsida; Amborellales; Amborellaceae
Source: RefSeq, a predicted model, not a curated record